GCUGCAGUAAAAGCAUGUAAAACAUAGAUACGUACAAUUUGAAAUAGUUUAAGCGGGUUUCCUUCUCGAGCUUCCAAUCCGGCGGUUCGUAAACAUCCUCUUUUCAUUCUUUUAAUAGAAUACCAGCUCGACGUGACCAUCACUAUGGAUAAUCCUCAAACUCCUAGCUUCGUACUCAGAUUUGUACCAGUAAGUCACCUCGAUAACAUCGUUGACCGGGUCGAGCCGAUUUGGAUCACCUCCUUAUGCAUCCGUAUCGCAUUUUGUAGGAGCGGUAGCACCGGAAGGGCUUCUUUUAGGGUCAUCGCUGGAAAUGUAGUAACAAGGCAACAGGCCAAAACUUUGAUAGAUGCUGGAUGUGACGCACUCCGUGUCGGUAUGGGAUCCGGUUCCAUCUGCAUUACACAGGAGGUUAUGGCAUGCGGAUGUCCUCAAGCAACUGCUGUAUACCAAGUCAGUAGAAUUGCCCGAGAAUUUGGCGUACCGGUAAUCGCUGAUGGAGGAAUACAAUCAAUUGGGCACAUUAUGAAAGCUCUUUCUCUGGGAGCAUCCAGUGUUAUGAUGGGAUCGCUUCUCGCCGGUACAUCAGAAGCUCCAGGAGAGUAUUUUUUUAGCGAUGGUGUACGCCUAAAGAAAUAUCGUGGAAUGGGCAGUCUGGAAGCAAUGGAGCGUAAAGAUGCAAAGGGUGCGGCUGGUGCCCGAUAUUUCCAUACAGACAUGGACAAAUUGCGUGUGGCACAAGGAGUAAGCGGAAGCAUAGUUGAUAAAGGAUCUGUUCUUCGAUUCUUGCCUUAUCUUCAAUGCGGUUUACAGCACAGCUGUCAAGAUAUUGGCACAAGAUCUCUACAAAACCUUAAGAAAAUGAUUUACAAUGGAGAGCUACGUUUCAUGAGACGCACUCAUUCGGCUCAAGCUGAAGGCAAUGUUCACAGCUUAUUUAAUUACGAGAAGAGACUGUUUUAACAGCGAUAUAAACAAAGAGUCUGAAGGCCUACGAAUCAUGAUUUUUUUUUUAUUUUAUAGUAACCUUUUAGUUUAUAUGUAAAGUAAAAUCAAUGUGUCAAAUAAUAGUGUUGAAAACUAUUCCGUUUUAUUGAUGAUAUAAUAACAGGUGUUAUAGGUAUAAAGCAACCAAUUUGUUGUAGAAUGUAAACAGGAAUUAAUCGACGUAAAAUUUAGACACUUGAUUGAAAAUCUCUGCCCAACCAUUUUCAAAGUAUUGAAAUUAUAUUUCUAAAACGUGAAACUACUUACAAACUACUAAUUAGAUUAUUACUUGAAUGAUAAGGCAGUAAUUGUUCAUCGUAAAAUUAUUUUUGAAAAUUUUAUUGUGUAUCAAAUAAAACCAUGUGAUUCAA
This is a messenger RNA of Aedes albopictus (Asian tiger mosquito), 1358 nucleotides long. RefSeq names its product inosine-5'-monophosphate dehydrogenase. NCBI's taxonomy places the organism in Eukaryota, Metazoa, Arthropoda, Insecta, Diptera, Culicidae. Gene Ontology annotation, cellular component: cytoplasm. Gene Ontology annotation, molecular function: IMP dehydrogenase activity. Gene Ontology annotation, biological process: GTP biosynthetic process. Bases 145 to 963 code for a protein of 272 amino acids. The transcript has 3 exons. The record is from RefSeq and is a predicted model, not a curated record.